Messenger RNA from Rubroshorea leprosula, 877 nucleotides. The record is from the annotation of a GenBank genome assembly. Lineage: Eukaryota; Viridiplantae; Streptophyta; Magnoliopsida; Malvales; Dipterocarpaceae.
CUGGGACCAAUAAAAGCUUCUAUUUUGCUUCAUAAACCAAAAACAGGGGACAAUAUUAUAUAACCCCACCCAGAAGAAGAGAGCAAAAUAACUAAUCAAAUGCUGCCAUUUAAACCUCUCCUCCGUAUCUCUUCACCGCUCUCCACCGGUGAACCACAGUUCUCCUCCACCUCAACACCCACAUGCAAUCCCCAGACUUGCAAGUUGCGGCCUGACGCCAAUUCGAAUAAGUUCGAAGCUAACGUUGCGUCGGUCCUGAUUAUUCUGUUUUGUGUUCUAAUUUGUGCUCUGACGCUCAACGCAGCCAUCCGCUGCUUCCUCCGAGGAGGUGGGCGGAGCCGUCGACGCCGGGGAGAAAGCCUUCCCCAGACACAACAGGAAACGGUGCUUCGGCAGAGGAAGCCAGACGGGGGAGGCGCUGCGGCCUCCUUGGUGGCAGCGCCCGCGGUGGCGUACACGGUGGGGAUGGAGCUGGCGGGGACGGAGGCGGAAUGCAUCAUUUGCUUGGCGGAGUUUGUGGAGGGAGAAGGAAUUCAGGUGCUGGGAAGGUGUAAGCAUGGAUUUCAUGAGCAGUGCAUCAAGCAGUGGCUGAAUUCACAUUCCUCUUGUCCCACUUGCCGCUCCAGCUGUCUCUCUCCAUCUCCGUCAUCAUCAUCAGAAGCUCCCGACCAUUGCAUGGACCGGAGUGCACGACUGGGGGUGCCUGAACUGCCGGAUCCGUAGUUCCUCUGCUUGCUUUAUAGUGUAUGUAUAAGUUUAUUUUGCUCAAUUUUUUUCUUCUUAAUUUGGUGAGUAGAAUGAAUAUCUAGGAUUCAAACACUAGUUCUGAGAUUGAAGAACUUGAAAAUUGAGGCCGUAAUAUAAUUGUUAUUAUUAU